Messenger RNA from Ostertagia ostertagi, 510 nucleotides. Lineage: Eukaryota; Metazoa; Nematoda; Chromadorea; Rhabditida; Trichostrongylidae. The record is from the annotation of a GenBank genome assembly.
AUGGUUCGUAAACUCAAACUUCAUGAGAAGAAACUGUUGAAGAAGACAGAUUUUAUACAAUGGGAAGUCGAUCACCAAGGCAAGCAGACGGAGCAAAUGAGGAAAUAUCACAUUACUAAGCGGGAACAUUAUUCAUUAUACAACAAGCUGGCUGCUGAGGUGCGUUCUAUAGCAGAAAAACUGAAGGAGCUUCCAAUGAAUGAACCGUUUCGUGUCCGAUGCGUUCGUGAGAUGUUAAGCAAGUUGUAUGCUGCUGGUGUAUCUGCGGCUUCUUUUGCCAGACGUCGUUUGCCGGUGGUGAUGAAAAAAAUUGGAAUGGUAGACAGCAUUCGUCAAGCAAGCGACUUUGUGGAACAAGGUCAUGUUCGUAUUGGCCCGAAGUUGGUUACCGAUCCAGCAUUUAUGGUGACACGGAACCAGGAAGACGCAAUCACUUGGACAAAUGCCAGCAAGAUUAAGCAGCAUGUCUUGGACUACAACAAUGCACGCGAUGAUUUCGAUUUAGCUUGA